AUGGCUGAAAAGCAGCGCCGCAGAUUAACAUUAAUACCCACCCUCAAAUCCCUCCGAAACACCUUCAAAAAGCGCAUUUCUCGCAAAUUCGGACGCCUUUCGUCCCUUAUCUCGACCUCGACAAUGCAGAGCACGUCAGCAACAAUGGCAACCGACGAGAACAUCUCCAUCUCUACAUGCAGCUCGAGAUCAAGACGCUCAACCCUGGACUUUUCAUCAACCCAACACCACACUCCUCCAUCCAGCUCAGACGAGAUAUAUCAGAGAGAAGUUAUCAAUGAUGGCAAUUUGGAAUCCCUUCAAUACUGGAAAAUCCUCCGAGUCCGACGCUUUGUUCCCUAUUCCAACCCAGCCGAGUCACUCCCGCGCAGUCAGACAACAGUAGGACUAGACCGUCGUUCCAUGAUUGCUCCCUCGAGAAUUCCUACGCCCACUAAGCCACCAAAGGGCAAUUUGUAUUCGCAUUCAGUUUAUCAGACGGAGGGGAGGAGGAGUGUCAUCUCCCCAGUCAAGACACGAUUCACAAUGGGGCACCAGGAAAGAGCAAACGUAAGACUCAAUGACGAGAUUGAGAUAAGGCUGUCCAUUCCACAAGCGUAUCCAGCUGCUCAGCGGCGGAUUCUCAUGUUCAGAAAGCCAGCGGCGCAGUACAAGGACGAAAGCAACCAGAAGUUUGUGAAGAUGACUCCUACACCAACACUGGCGCAGUUACCUAUGAGGAAAGUGCGAGUCGGACGUACCAGCGAUAGCAGCACGCAGUACCUGCUCCCUCGAUAUUAUCAGAAGCACAACCAAGUCUUUUCCAUUGAGGCCACCACUGAAAUAUCAUCGAUAAACGCAAUGGCCUCGUCUAAACGUGUCAAAAUGACCCAGAAGUUCAAUGAUCAAAAGAAACUGCAUGAAACCCCACGGUCCAAACUGCCUAUCCCCAAACAAAGCUCGAAAGAUAGCCCUAGCACACCAGCAGCUCAGAGACAAACGACACAGGCGGCGCAAACGCAGGCGCAGGUCUAUGAACAGGCCAAAGAAAAUGACGCUCCAGGGACAUAUCUCGCAAACCUGCAACUCCAGCCCGCAAGACACACAGACGCAGACGUCGUUACGCCCAAGGCGACGAGCAACCUACCAUCCAAACUGCCUCUAGCGAGCACCAGCAGCAGUGGUAGACGCAAGACACGAGGAGAGAAAAUGGUAUCAGCACAACUGCAGCCCAUAUGUCCUCAUAACGUUCCUCGCUCUGCCGCAAUUCCAUGCCGUUUCUCAAACCCUGGGAAAUCUAUGCUAAUGGAACCUCCUGAUCCGCGUCCACAGGUCCAAACAGCCAUGCCUAGUCAGUAUUGGCUCGGCCGAUUCAUGUCUCUUACAAACGCUUUCCACUACGAGGAUUCCUUUGGCGAACCGGAUAUUGCAACUGGGUUCGAGAUGCCUUCUAGCUAUUCGCGGCCGUUCCAGGCCUCGGACGACGGCGAUCUGGCGGGAUAUAGGGUGAAGCGGGCCUUUAUGGCGCUGGAGAAUCUGUGUGCGACUGAGGAGGCGAGUGAAAGUUUGCGCGAGUUUCGAGAGGCGUACAUCAGGCGCUUCGGGGAUCGUUGGAUGGCUUGA
Messenger RNA from Aspergillus calidoustus, 1602 nucleotides. Lineage: Eukaryota; Fungi; Ascomycota; Eurotiomycetes; Eurotiales; Aspergillaceae. The record is from the annotation of a GenBank genome assembly.